Messenger RNA from Daphnia magna, 2400 nucleotides. RefSeq names its product DNA-directed RNA polymerase II subunit RPB1. The transcript is spliced from 7 exons. The record is from RefSeq and is a predicted model, not a curated record. Bases 806 to 2230 code for a protein of 474 amino acids. NCBI's taxonomy places the organism in Eukaryota, Metazoa, Arthropoda, Branchiopoda, Diplostraca, Daphniidae.
UAUAAAAGGCUUUAGCUUUUUUCUCUUAUCUCAUCGCAUCAGAGCGUUGCUGUUAUCGUGUUACUAUAGCAGGUCAACGGAGAGCUUCUUAUCUCUAUUUUUAAAACAUUAAGUUACCUGUUUUAACUCCAAUUGGCUAGGAAGUUAUACGGUUAACUGAUCCAGUUGGGUUUUUUCUGAUUCCCGCUAAUGGGAUGCCUUGUUAUUUAUGUUUAGGCAUUACUUUGAAGAUGUAAAUUCCAUUGCUAAGGUAUAGAUCAUGUUUUUCUAAUAUAGUUGUUCAAGUUUAUCAGCUUCGAAAUGUAGGGAGGAUUCCAGUUUGUGUAAAUAUUUGAAAAUGGGGAUGUUGGGCUGGACUUUGUACAUGACACGCGGGAGAAAUGCAGGCGGCCUACGUGAAAGUUAUUUUCAUUUUCGAAAACUUCGGUUUAAGAUCAGAAAUUCUUCUCAAAAUAAAGUUUAGCUGUUGAGCUUUUUUCCCUUAACAAAGGAAGGGGAAGAAAAGCUUUUCUUCCAUGUUCAUUGUAAAUAUUUAUGUAUCCUAGACCUUCACGAAGACGUUACAGAACCCAUUCUAGAAGGUAUUUUCAGAGUUUACCCCGGUAGCAACCCAAAAAGCCACCCUCGCAACUGCCGUUAAUUGUUUACCGAAAUACAGAUGGCCGGAAAAAGGGGAAAACGACUGCAACAUUUUGGAUCCAAAAAGAAGAUCUAGUCACGAAGUAACCAACAGUUCACGCGGCCAGUUCUCUGGAUGUCUUUGUGCAAGACGGAAGCAACUCGAUCUUGAACCCGACCCAACAAAAUGGACCGUCCUCUCUCCAUUCAAAAGGUCGCACUGAUCGUUUUACUUAUUUGUCUUAUUCAGGUUAAAGCGCAAUCUUUUCAAGAUCCAGCUGGGGAUCUAGGAGAAACCGGCCAACAAUGCCCCAACAGCUUCGUUAACAAAGAUCUGAGCUGGUUCAGACAAAAUGCUCAAACUCUGCUCUUUAUGGAACAUCUUCAGCAACGAGCUGUUCAAGAAAACUUGUUCAAUUGGUCCAGAGAGCAAGGAUCAGAGCAAUAUCGAUCGCGGCUCCGCAAUUUGGAAGAUCAGUUUGUAAUGCCAGAAGAAAUUCCCGACGAUUGUUACGAACAAAUGCCAAUCCCGCAAAAGAUUGCGCAACGCAUCUCUUACCUGGAAGAUCGUCUGGAAGGUUGCGGAGCGGCCCAAGCGCAGCCCUGCCCUUACAGCGAAGUUAACGUUGGCGGAUUUGGAUCCGGUAUGGCUCUCCGUCGUUUGUCCGUCAUUCAAGCGGAACUUAUGCGUCAAAGGAAUGUCAUUCGCUUCAUGAGAAUGCGUCUGAUGGACAUAAAUCGACAAUGUGAAGAUUUUAUGGCGGUUCCCAGCAGGAGUUACAUGAACGAUUGCUCCGGUGGACCGGUCGAAGAAGAAAGACAGACCGGUUGUAUGAUGGGACCCCCUGGUCCACCUGGACUACCAGGUCCUGAGGGACCCCCAGGACCAGCGGGUGCAGAAGGACCUGCAGGACCCCAAGGACUACCGGGUUUGAAUGGUUUACCUGGCGAAAUGGGUCUUAGAGGGGAACCUGGUACCCCAGGCGAAUGCAAUUCCACACAACCGUGCGGACAACCCAUGCAACCCAUGCAACCCAUGCAGCCCAUGCAGCCCAUGCAGCCCAUUCAGCCACCUAUGAUUCCAUACCCCUCCCCGCCACUCAUGUGUAACCAACCGCCGUGCAUUGCGCCCAAAGCGCAGCCAUUCUAUCCGAAUCCUUGCCAAAACAAACCAAACUGUUCGCCAUUUUACCCGUUCACUGUCAAUACUUAUGCAUCAAUGCCUUCAUAUGCUGCUUCAUGGCCUUCUUAUCCGUCGUAUAGUCCUUCUCUCACUUAUUCCUUACCUUCCUAUACUUCGCAAACAUCAGCUUCUUCGUCCUUACCUUCCUAUACUUUGCAAACAUCAGCUUCUUCGUCCUUACCUUCCUAUACUUUGCAAACAUCAGCUUCUUCGUCCUUACCUUCCCAUACUUCGCAAACAUCAGCUUCUUUGUCCUUACCUUCAUUGUCGUCGCUCCCAUCCAAUUAUCCGGUGUACGACCCUUCAAGUCGCCAGGACAUCUCUCCAUCGCCUACCUUUGCACCUAAGGAAACGGAGUCGUUGAAUGGUUCAAACGAUGACGAUGACGACGACGAAGACUCCUCAAACGGUUCAUCCGAACUAUUUUGAAUGGCCAUUUUGUCUAAUGCAAGCCUUGGCUUUUACGUCGAAAACUGCCUUCGCAUGCUUGUUUUUUAAUUUUAAAAAUUCCAAUCCCAAAAAAAGAAAAACUUGGGAUUUGAGAAGGUAACUUAGUGAUUUUAAAUGUAGUAUUUGCAAUGAAACGAUUUUUCAAACAA